This is a messenger RNA of Ipomoea nil (Japanese morning glory), 705 nucleotides long. RefSeq lists its product as uncharacterized. The record is from RefSeq and is a predicted model, not a curated record. The transcript is spliced from 2 exons. NCBI's taxonomy places the organism in Eukaryota, Viridiplantae, Streptophyta, Magnoliopsida, Solanales, Convolvulaceae. The coding region runs from base 1 to 705 and encodes 234 amino acids.
AUGGAAGAAGAGAAAGGGCAGUACACUGUCAAUAGUUGUUAUAAGAAGCUUAUUGGAGAUAUGCAUGGAGUCCAAAUGCCAAGCUGGACUAAAAUUUGGAAACUGCAGUUGCCACCGAAAAUUAAAGUCUUUUUCUGGCAGAUCUGGGAAGCUAGGAAUGAGAAAAUUUGGAACAAUGUUAUUUUAUCUACUCAUGCUAUUGUUUCAGGAGCCCAAUCUUUCAUACUAGAGUGGCAACUGGCAAACCAUUCUACUGUCCAGCCUACGUCGAAUUUUGUCCGGGAUGCUAAAUGGGAGAGACCCCCUCUGGGUUGGCUUAAGCUUAAUGUUGAUGCAGCCUUGGAUUAUGGUAACAGAAGAAUGGGGCUGGGCUUUGUUUUGAGAGAUGCUGAAGGAACAUUUGUGGCUGCAAAGGAAAUUCCCAUAUCUGGCUUAUUUAAACCCAAGGAAGAUGAAGCUAUAGGAGUAAGGGAGGCUUUAAAGUGGAUUAAGGAUCUCCAAUAUGACUUCAUACAGCUGCAGCUCUACUCCUCUUUUGAUCUCAUCAUUAAUGAUGUUAAGGAAUUAGCUAAAGACUUUUUGAAUAUUAACUUUUUGUUUGCUAAGCGGUCCGCGAACAAGGUUGCCCACUUACUAACUAGGGAGACCUUGUUUAAGUCUGAUUGUUCGGUCUAUUUUUUUAUUCCGUUUCCAUCUAUUGUUUAA